Messenger RNA from Dinoponera quadriceps, 1928 nucleotides. Its product is annotated as DNA primase large subunit-like. The record is from RefSeq and is a predicted model, not a curated record. Gene Ontology annotation, biological process: DNA replication, synthesis of primer. Lineage: Eukaryota; Metazoa; Arthropoda; Insecta; Hymenoptera; Formicidae. Gene Ontology annotation, cellular component: alpha DNA polymerase:primase complex. The transcript is spliced from 8 exons. Bases 240 to 1928 code for a protein of 562 amino acids.
AAAAUAAAAUGAUAAAUAAUAAUAAAAUAUAAUAACGUUUAAUCAGAAAUCUACCGAUAUAAAUAAUUGUGAUUGAGUUAAAUUUGGAAAUAUCGGUGAAAUAAUCGAUCCUCGAACGAAGACGAUCAGACAUCGAUUCAUCGGUCGGACAUUCUGUGGAAAACGCGCGAAAAGACCGCGCUUGUGAUGACUUCUGGUCACUUGCAAGAACACUCUGUGCAAUUGUUGUAAGCAGGAAGAUGGAUUACAAGACGCAUCGGCGUCACACGGCUAUCGUGGAGACGACUGACUUCAAAGACAAUUAUCCUCACGACAUUCAGAUAUAUGAUGAGCCACCAAUGGGCGAAAUGUCAUUGGAAGAGUUCCAAGAGUUGGGAUUUGACAGGUUGAAAGCACUUCGUUUGGUAGAGACAACGAAUUUCAGAAGUGACUUGAAAACACUGGAAGAUCGCAAGAAAGCCCUGUGUGAUUCUUUGAAGUCAGAUGGACUGAAGUAUUAUGCGAAUCUUUUAUACGCUGAUGGAUCCAAUCCACAAUCGGAGGAACACUCGCAGAUCAGGAUGAAGGAUCAUUUAUCUCAUUUUAUCUUAAGACUUGUAUAUUGCCACGAUCCAGAGCAGACUAAAUGGUUUAUCAAUCAGGAAGUUGAAUUCUUUAAGCUAAGAUUCAGUUCGUUGGAUAAGAAGGGUGUCGAAUACUUAUUAAGCAUCAAUAAUUUGGAUUGCACACCUAUCUCUCAAGAUGAGAAACUAAACUUGAAGGAAGAGCUCGGUUCAUCGUCUGGAAAGGUGAUGAAUAUUGAUAUCACUGAUAUUUAUAAGGUACGCUUCGAGAAGGUCGUCGAUUUAGUUAGGGGACGUAAGGUAUACCUCAAAGCAGGAGUGGCAUAUAUUACUCACAUGGACAUGAUCUCUGUAUUUGUGUCGUAUUUCAGAGAAAGUCUAGUUGCAGGUUUAGAGAGUGCAAAGAGUCUUUAUGAUAACAUAUCCGAUGAUGAACGACUGACCAGAUACCUAAAAGGUCUCCCUUCAGCUUUUUCUGGGAUGGCACGUGUUGUAUGGUCGACCACAGCAACACCUAUCGACAAGCUAAAUGACUUGUCGAAAUCGUCUUAUCCUAUGUGCAUGAGAACACUUCACGAGGCGCUUUGCAACAACAAUCACCUGAAGAAUUCGGGACGCAUGCAGUACGGCUUAUUCCUGAAAGGCAUUGGCGUGACCUUAGAAGAUGCUCUGCGAUUCUGGAGUCACGCAUUCUCAAAGAAGAUCGACGGGAGCGCGUUCGAGAAGAAGUAUGCGUACUCGAUUAGGCAUUAUUACGGUAAAGAGGGAAGACAAACGAAUUAUACGCCGUACGGCUGUCAGAAGGUCAUAUCCAGCGCGGUCGGGCCUGGAGAAUAUCACGGGUGCCCUUUCAGACACAUGGACCGCGACUCGCUGUGUCAAAAGUUAACCAGUUAUGGUGUAUUUGCCUCUAACACAACUGAGAUACUGGACUUGGCUAAAGACGGGCAAUACCAUCUGGCGUGCGCGAAGUACUUUGAAAUUGUGCACAACAAGCCGGCGAGUAAGCCACUUCUGCAUCCAAAUGCAUACUUCUCUGAAAGUCGCGCGAUUCUGACCGAAGACGACAAUGGUAACAAAGACUCGGAUAACAAAGACAGAAGUACAAUUGGAACUCCCGGUGGGUCUUCGAGGAGAAACGAUCGGUAUUCUACGCCCUCUGGAAAUACAGACUUCGCCGACACGCCAAGGAGGAAAGAUAGAUACUCUACGCCGUCGAGAAACGCAGACGAAACGGGAACGCCUCUGAGGAAAAUUCAAAAAACGGGUUAUCAAACGCCCUCGACACGAGACGUCAAAAUGACCCCGGUGAACAUCGCAAAAAUACUGAAUGACGAUGACUUCGCGGAAUUCAUGGACAUGUAG